GCAGGCAGGAAUCUCCCACACCACAUGUGCCCAUGGUAGAGUUUGCAGGCCGGUGCCUAGAUAGCUGUCCAGAGACUGGUUGUGUUAGGGUCUCUCUAGGCACUUCCCUCACAGGAGUGGCCGGUGAGCUAAAGGAGAGGAUGCCCGCCUGGGCCAAGAUGAAAAAGGAGAGUAGAGGACAGUUAGUUUUGGUAGAUGUAGAGAUUUUCAGAGGUAGAGUAGGGGCCCUAGUAGAUAGUGGGGCCACGCGCAGCUAUAUCAGUAGGAAGGCGCUGCAGAAGUUGCAGUUGGGACCAAAAGUCCAGAAGUUAGCAGACCCCAUGGUAAGUAUCCUCGCAGACAAUCGCACAAUGCGAGUAGAGGAUUACGUAGAGGGAGUCCACGCGUACUUUCGCCUAAAGAAAGAUGGGAAGGUGGAGAAAGUUCUCCAUUCCCUGACUCUCCUCGUAGAGGACAACCUUCCUUUCGACAUAGUCCUAGGAAUGGACUGGGGAGAGGCAGUCGGGGCCACACUCCAUUUGAGAGAGCACGAGUGUAGGCUCCCUAGUCCGUCAGGCGGGGUCAAGACUGCCCGACUGUUUCAUGCGUCAGAAGUAGAUAACUCCCUGGCGCAUUGCUGCCUUAGCGCUCCUGCGUUUGCAAGAUUAGUGAAGAAGGAGCAGCUAGAAGAACAUGUCUUUGUAGCCUAUGUUAGGCCAGUGACUGAGCCCAAAGAGGAGAAACCUAUAGACCCUGCUAUUGCCAAGCUGCUGGAAGAGUUUACAAACUUAGCUAAGCCGCCAACAGGAGUAGUACCGCGGCCAAUCAAACAUCGUAUUGAAAUAGAGCCUGGCAGUAGGACUCCUAAGGGAGCAGUGUUUAGGAUGUCCCCGCGGGAGUUGGAGGAGUUGUGCAAGCAAUUGGAUAAGCUCUUAGAGAAGGGUUGGAUUAGGCCCAGUUCGUCUCCAUUUGGAGCACCUGUUCUGUUUGUCCCCAAGAAGGAAGGAGAGCUCAGAAUGUGUAUAGACUAUAGGGGUCUCAAUGCGAUUACAGUGAAGAAUGCAGAGCCACUGCCCCGUAUAGAUGAUCUUUUAGAUCGGGUGCAGGGGUGCAAGUAUUUUUGGAAGAUAGACCUGAAGCUCGGAUAUCAUCAGAUAGAGGUCCAUCCUGAUGAUCAGUAUAAGACCGCGUUCCGGACUAGAUAUGGGCACUACGAGUUUAUAGUUAUGCCCUUUGGACUAACCAACGCGCCAGCGACUUUUCAGCGCUGUAUGAAUGACUUGUUUAGGCCGUGGUUAGAUAGAUUCGUAGUAGUCUACCUAGAUGACAUUUUAGUGUUCAGUAGGACCCUCCAGGAGCAUGAGGGUUAUCUGAGGCAGGUCUUGGAGAAGCUGAGAGAGGCUAACUUCAAGAUCAACGCGAAGAAGUGCGAAUGGGCAAAGACCCAAGUGUUGUAUUUAGGCCAUGUCUUAGACAGAGACGGCAUCAAACCAGAAGAUAGUAAAAUUGCAAUGAUUAGAGAUUGGCCUACACCCUGCACGUUGACAGAGUUGCGGUCGUUUUUAGGCCUAGCUAACUACUACAGGAAGUUUGUUAGGAACUUCUCCACCAUCGCUGCUCCCCUUCGCAGGUUGUUGAAGAAAGAAACAAUCUGGAAGCGGGAUAAGGACUGCACGUCUGCCAUGAAGAAGUUGAAACAGGCGUUGAUAGAGUACCCAGUCCUUAAGGUAGCCGACCCGUCCUUGCCUUUCGUUGUCACCACUGACGUGAGCCAGUAUGGUAUAGGUGUUGUAUUACAACAAGACGAUGGCAAUGGAUAUAGACCCGUAGAGUUCAUGUCUGCUAGGAUGCCUUCAGAGAAGGUAGUGACAUCUACCUACGAGAGGGAACUCUACGCUCUCAGGCAAGCAUUAGAGCACUGGAAGCACUACUUGCUUGGGAGGCACUUCAAAGUCUACUCAGACCACGAAACGUUAAGGUGGUUAAGGACACAGGCCAAGACGACACCUAAGCUGACUAGGUGGGCCGCGGAACUAGACCAGUAUGAUUUUGAGCUCAAGCCAGUCAAAGGGAAGUAUAAAGUAGUUGCGGACGCUCUGGAGCGAUAGUUCAUUAUCUGGAUAUAGGGAGAGACCUGCAGCAGAAAGUUAGAGAGGUGUACGCGUAGGACACUAUUUAUAGUGACCUCCUCAAGAGAGUAAAGGAGGCCCUAGAGU
Chara braunii is the source of this 2195-nucleotide messenger RNA. The record is from the annotation of a GenBank genome assembly. Lineage: Eukaryota; Viridiplantae; Streptophyta; Charophyceae; Charales; Characeae.